Molecule: messenger RNA, 2478 nt
Organism: Apis mellifera (honey bee)
Lineage: Eukaryota; Metazoa; Arthropoda; Insecta; Hymenoptera; Apidae
Gene: Dsor1
Product: dual specificity mitogen-activated protein kinase kinase dSOR1
Exons: 8
Coding region: 420-1664 (414 amino acids)
Biological process (GO): protein phosphorylation
Molecular function (GO): protein kinase activity; ATP binding
Source: RefSeq, a predicted model, not a curated record
UUGUCCCGGGAAGAUUCGUAUAACCUCUUCUUAUUUGUACAAUAUUUGUAAGAAAAUGCAUAUUUGUGCCACUUCAUGAUUGCUGUUAUUAAAUUAACAAUUACUCAGAAUAAAAUCUAUGUUUUUUCGUGAUUUAUUAAAAAGUGCAUUUCAACGAAAAAUUUGAAACUUAAUAGUCCAUUUUUAACAAUAUUAAAUUAGGACUACUUCUUAAAUUUUCGAAUGAAAUUCAUAAUGAGAAUGGUUUUAAUGAUAAUACAUUUAUUGUAAAUUAAACGUAUACGAUUAUAAAAAUAUUUUCAAUUAAAUAAAUUUUCGAUUGAUUAAAUAGAUAUUAUCUAAUUUUAAAAAAUAUUAUUAAUAAACAACAUAUUUGUAAAAAUUGUGUAUUGUAGUGAUUAUUUAGUUUUAUAAUCCAAAUGUCAAAAAACAAGUUAAAUUUGACAUUACCUCCUGGUUCAAUAGAACCAGUUCCAGCUGUAUCACCAUCACCACCAGUACCAUCGUUACCUAUUUAUUCUGAACCACCAGUAAUACCAGAUGGAGUAAUGGGAAAAAUGAGUAUAGAUGCUAUUCAAGAAAGGUUAGAGGAAUUAGAAAUGGAUGAAGAGCAAAGAAAAAGAUUAGAAAGUUUUUUAGGUCAAAAAGAAAAAGUUGGGGAAUUAUGUGAUGAAGAUUUUGAAAAACUUGGUGAACUUGGUGCUGGUAAUGGUGGUGUUGUUAUGAAAGUGAGACAUAAAAAAUAUGGACUAAUAAUGGCAAGAAAGUUAAUACAUUUAGAAGUUAAACCUGCAAUUAAGAAACAAAUAAUCAGAGAAUUAAAAGUACUUCACGAGUGUAAUUUUGCACAUAUAGUUGGAUUUUAUGGUGCUUUUUAUAGUGAUGGAGAAAUUAGUAUAUGUAUGGAAUAUAUGGAUGGUGGUUCAUUAGAUUUAAUAUUGAAAAAAGCUGGAAGAAUUCCAGAACCUAUACUAAGCACAAUUACAUCAGCAGUUUUGAAAGGUUUAAGCUAUUUGCGAGAUAAACAUGCGAUUAUGCAUCGAGAUGUAAAACCAAGCAAUAUCUUAGUAAAUAGCGCUGGAGAAAUAAAAAUUUGCGAUUUUGGUGUUUCCGGACAAUUAAUCGAUUCUAUGGCUAAUUCAUUUGUCGGAACGAGAAGUUAUAUGUCGCCAGAAAGACUUCAAGGUACACAUUAUUCUGUUCAAAGUGAUAUUUGGUCUCUAGGAUUAUCACUUGUGGAAAUGGCAAUUGGAAUGUAUCCAAUUCCACCUCCAGAUGAAAAAACUUUAGCUGCAAUAUUUAAUACUCCGACAGGUCAACCACCUGCAGAAAGUGCAGCUACAAAUAAUGCUUCUACUCCAACGCAAUCCCCAGGACAUAAUACGGGUAGUCCAAGACCGAUGGCUAUAUUCGAGUUAUUGGAUUAUAUCGUGAAUGAACCACCACCAAAAUUGCCCGCUGGUAUUUUUAGCGAUGCUUUUACAGAUUUUGUGGAUCGUUGUUUGAAAAAAAAUCCUUCUGAAAGGGCAGAUUUAAAAACACUAAUGAAUCAUGAAUGGAUUAAAAAAGCUGAAUCUGAAAAUGUAGAUAUCGCUGGUUGGGUAUGUCGUACAAUGGAUUUACAACCGACUACUCCAACGCGUUUAGCGAAUGUACAAUCCUGAAUAAAUGUCACUCUUACAUACUUGACUACCUAUAUACGCGUUCAGUACUCUUAAGUUAAUUUUCAUUUCUUUUCGUUCUAUUAAUAUGAACAGUGGCGUCUAUAAACUUCAUUUUUUCUUUUAUUAACAUUAUAAAGUUUGUAAAAUGAAGAUUUUUCGCGAUUUUGAAAACAGAUUUAUUUAUAAGACUCUGUUAUAUUUUUUUUUCUUCUCUCUCACUCUCUCACUUCUUACUUUCUUUUUCACUGUAUUUUAAAAUUUGCUCAAUCAUUCAUAUAAACACUUGAACAAAAAGCAUUUAUUAAUUAGAAUUUAAGAGCAUUAAUAUAGAUUUUUCGAUAUAUCAUUUAUUUUUACUUUUUUUCUUUUAAAUAGAUAUUUACUUAUUUAAAUGCAUAAGAUAUUAAUUAUUAAUUGUAUCAUAAUAUUCUAUAUGAAUAUUGAAUUUAUAUUAAAUUAUUUUUAAAUAUAUAUCAUAAUCUGAUUUUAAAGUCGCGAUAACAAUUGUGUUUAAUUUCAUGAACAUGAUUGAAUAUAUGAUCAUUUUUAAUGUAUAUAUGGUAAAAUAUAAAAAUCUACAUUGACAUAUUUGCAUGUAUAAAUACGUCACUGUGUUUAAUUUUUAUUUAAUUUUACACAUAUUUCGUAUCUUUGACUUAUGUUUUUGUUGAAAGUAUGUAAGAUAAACGAUUAUCCUUAUAAGUUUAACGUUAUUGUACACUCAUGGGCAAGUUGUGUUUCCUAUGAUAAUACAAGGAUACAUAAAUGGGCAUCGGAUUUAUGAAGAUAUAAUUUGAAGAAAAAAUCGUUAAUU